Messenger RNA from Zygosaccharomyces rouxii, 1647 nucleotides. It is a transcript of the gene GIS4, whose product is annotated as Gis4p. The record is from RefSeq and is a predicted model, not a curated record. The transcript has a single exon. NCBI's taxonomy places the organism in Eukaryota, Fungi, Ascomycota, Saccharomycetes, Saccharomycetales, Saccharomycetaceae. The coding region runs from base 1 to 1647 and encodes 548 amino acids.
AUGCACAAGUCCGUAAGAGUCGGAGAUUACUUUUCAAAUGAUGACAACGGUCUUUGGUCAUGGUACCUUACAAACAUCAGGAAUGGUGACUUUGAGGAGUUGACACGAAAUCAAUUAAAACAUUCACUUUUCAAAAGAUUUUUACGUACCUAUUUGGAACCUACGCUUAAUGAAAGGAAGGAUACCAAAGUCUUAAUCGUGUCCAUUCCUGAAGAUGUUCGUAGAGAUAUAACACUGUUGGAAUACUUUCUAGGCGAUUAUCUUAAUUUGGACAACAUGGAAAUUACCAAAUUAACCACUUCUCGUAUCUAUAACCAUGAAAACCAUUAUGUCGUUAUGGAUAAAGAGAAUAAUUUUAAAAACUCAAAUUUUUUACACUUUGCCAGUACCAAUAUUCAAACAGGAAAAGGUUUCACUGGUGGAGAGUUAGCUGGUACUACGGUUGCAGCACAAGCUGAGAAGAAUAUAUCACCUACAGAGUCGGCGAAAUUUAGAGCGGGACAAGGGCUGGAACCAUCGGACGAUACGGAGGGUGAUGAAGAAUCUCUGGUUUUCAAUUUUACCCAUCGUGAUCAUCAUUUAACACACCCGCUGCGAGCUAACGGCAAGGAACAAGAAGAAGCGGUAGGGGUAUCUCCAUCAUGGAAUCCCCAACAACAACAGCGAUUGCAAGAACACAAUGCUUCCAACGAUGAAAUGGCAUCGAUCGAUAGUUACAAUCUUGGGUCAAAUUCGUCACGUGUAGUGGAAAGUUUCAAGGGAGAGCCUCUUACUUUAACUAUGACUAGAACAGAAGAUUUUUCAUCAUCGGAUGAGUACGAUAGUUUGGCUUCGAGUCCUUCUUCAAGUGAUACAGAUCUCUCGUCUUUUGAGAGCUGCUCCUUGAUGUCUAUCUUACCGUCAAUUUCUAUUGCUGAUUCGUUUGGUCACUUUAGAUUGGUUCUACAAUCUGUCUUAUUCAUAAAUCCUACUAGUAAUGAAAUUUUUACAGCAAUAAGGCAAUCUAACAAUAAACCUACUAAGGCCGACGUUGAUGACGAUUGGCUUCUUUACGAUUCGCAAUUUUCCAUGCACAAUUUACAGAUGCUAACUUUACAAGAUUUAAGUGAAUUAAACAAGGGAUGUCCCAAGGUCUUGUUUUACAGUCUUGUGGAAGUAGUUGAUACACCGUCCCUGGAGGAUGCAGACACUGAGUGUGCAACUAUUUCUAACACGGCAUCCACUUCUCUAAGUAGUGCUCCAACUUCAACAUCUGUCUCGUGCGAACCUCGGGUUUUCUUCCCUUCAAAUGUGAAUGGUGAUAAUAGCGGCUGUCGCCUGGCAAAGGGUAAUACAAAUAGUUCUACCCUGGGACACAGAUCUAUCGUUACUACCAAUAGUGCUGCAGAUUGGCGGAGACAAUCAGUAGAAUCGAAUGCCUCCAUACGAAAAUAUGAUUCUACAGCAGAAACUUACAAGGGACUUAAUGCUACUCACGCUGUUGGAAUAAUGGAAAGAACACGAAGCACCCCUUUACCGACGGCUUUGAAAACAAUCAGUGGUUCCGAUCGACAACGAAAUAAAAAAUGGAAGGGGGAAUUCAAACGUCGUGGACACGGCAACGCGAUUCGUCGUUUUGCGGAUGACAAAGGCUGCAUCAUAUGCUAA